Molecule: messenger RNA, 1735 nt
Organism: Syngnathus acus (greater pipefish)
Lineage: Eukaryota; Metazoa; Chordata; Actinopteri; Syngnathiformes; Syngnathidae
Gene: prpf4
Product: PRP4 pre-mRNA processing factor 4 homolog (yeast)
Exons: 15
Coding region: 145-1680 (511 amino acids)
Biological process (GO): mRNA splicing, via spliceosome
Cellular component (GO): U4/U6 x U5 tri-snRNP complex
Molecular function (GO): U6 snRNA binding; U4 snRNA binding; protein binding
Source: RefSeq, a predicted model, not a curated record
CAGCCUGUGAAUUUGGACGCAGCCCAUCUCAUCGACGACAAGUGUAACCUCUGAACUCCAAAGGAUGUGACGUAUCCUUUUACAUCCGGGCCAUUUCCCAUCCGUAGUGCGCCUCAUCGCUUUUGUACAAAUCUUUCCUCCGAGAUGUCAGACGACGAGGACUUGGCCCCUGCCCCGAAGAAAGGUCGCGUGUUCUACGGAAGCCUGGAAGAAAAAGAGCGUGAGCGUCUGAACGCGGAGCUCGCCGGGGCUUUGACGACGGGAUCCGAUGGCGUCAAGGCAGGAAUUGAAGCGGGAAACAUCAACAUCUCGUCUUCCGAGACACUGGAGCUGGAGGAGCACGUCAACGAGAGGCAACAGGAAGCGCUGGCCGAAUUUGAGAGAAGGCGGCGAGCGCGGCAGAUCACCGUAUCCACCGACGACACCGAGGUCAAGGCGGGGCUGCGAGCGCUCGGAGAGCCCAUCACCUUGUUUGGGGAGGGGCCGGCGGAUCGGCGGGAGAGGCUGCGUGGCAUUUUGUCCGUGGUGGGUCCAGAUGCGCUGAAGAAGUCCAGAAGAGACGAAGAGCGAGCCAAGCGAUCCCAGGCGGAGUGCCAUCAGACGUGGUACCACGAAGGCCCGGCUUCUCUCAAGGACGCCCGCCUCUGGUUGGCUCGUUACUCUCUGCCCAGGUCGAUGAAACGUCUGGAGGUGGCACGGGGCCAAAAGGAAAUUUGCGAGGCAACCAAAACCAUCCGCCAGCAGGAGCUGAACAAGAGCCUGAGAAACUUGAACAACUUCUGCAGUCAGAUCGGCGACGAUCGGCCAAUCAGCUUCUGCCACUUCAGUCCCGACUCCAAAAUGCUGGCCACCGCCUCCUGGAGCGGCUUGUGCAAGCUGUGGUCUGUCCCCGACUGCAACCUGAUUCGCACGCUGCGAGCAGGUCACAACACCAACGUGGGCGCGGUGGUCUUCCGCCCGCAGGCCGGCGUGUCUCUCGACCCAUCGGACGUCAGUUUGGCCUCGUGCGCGGCGGACGGCUCCGUGAAGCUGUGGAACCUGCUCAGCGACGAGCCGGUGGUGAGCAUCGACGACCACGGCGAGCGGGUUGCCCGCGUGUGUUGGCAUCCGUCCGGAAGGUUCUUGGGAUCCACGUGCUACGAUCACUCGUGGCGUCUUUGGGACAUGGAGGUGCAGGAGGAGAUCCUGCACCAGGAAGGCCACAGCAAAGGCGUUCACGACCUUCAUUUCCAUCCCGACGGUUCGCUGGCGGCUACCGGGGGCCUGGAUGCCUUUGGCAGAGUGUGGGACCUCCGCACAGGACGCUGCGUGGUCUUCCUGGAAGGACACCUUAAGGAGAUCUACAGCGUGCACUUUUCCCCCAACGGCUACCACCUGGCCACAGGAAGUGGAGACAACACCUGCAAGGUUUGGGAGCUGAGGAACAGGAAGUGUCUCUACACAAUCCCCGCCCACCAUAACCUUUUGUCGGGUGUCCGAUUCCAGCCCACGGACGGCCAAUUCCUGUUGACGUGCGCGUACGACAACGUGGCGAAGGUUUGGAGUCACCCCGGCUGGAUGCCGCUGAAGACGCUCGCCGGCCAUGAGGGCAAGGUGAUGGGUGUGGACGUUUCUCCCGACGGCAAACUCAUUGCCACGUGCUCCUACGACAGAACCUUUAAACUUUGGAUGUCAGAGUGACUCAGUUGCUUGUUUUCCUAGUUCUGCUGUUUUUUGCAAUAAAAUCAUCUUUUUU